Vitis vinifera (wine grape) is the source of this 3472-nucleotide messenger RNA. RefSeq names its product protein ALTERED PHOSPHATE STARVATION RESPONSE 1. The record is from RefSeq and is a predicted model, not a curated record. NCBI's taxonomy places the organism in Eukaryota, Viridiplantae, Streptophyta, Magnoliopsida, Vitales, Vitaceae. The transcript is spliced from 4 exons. Bases 353 to 2581 code for a protein of 742 amino acids.
GUCUUGAAGGAGUCUUCCAUCAUCAACCCAAUAAUACUGGACUCGUAAUUUGGUAUUCAGUACUUAUGGGUCCGGUCACCACUACAAAUAGGAUAAGAGAGACGUUAUGGCUGAAUCCUUAAAGCCAGUGGGGACUGGGGAGUUAGCUCAGAGAUCUACAGACCGUUAGAUUGUUAUUAUUCACAACGUUUGACAGACGUUGUCGUCUCUCUGCCUCUGCCGCUGCCGCCGCCUUAUAAAUUCUUGGCAAAGUCGGCUUUCCACAACUCUCUCUCUCGCCUUCUCCAACGUCGCCGGAGAUUGUGGGAAGUGAGUUAGGGAUUUUUUUUGGCCGUUCGGACGCGUGGCAGUCAUGGGGUGCGCCACGUCGAAACUCGACGACCUCCCGGCCGUCGCUCUCUGCCGUGACCGCUGCAACUUUCUCGAGGACGCCGUACAGCUGCGUUACGAUCUGGCCGAUGCACAUGUGGCGUACAUGCAGUCUCUCACCACCAUUGGUGUCUCACUCCACCGUGUCUUCCAUCAUGUUGCGAACCACUCUGAUUCUAAAACAAAAGAUGACGCGGUAGCUGCUGCAACCGCCUGCGCCGGGGAUUCUCUGGGGAAUCGUUCUGGCUCGGACUCUUCGCAUCUGCAGUUUCGUUCCGAUAGUGAAGACGAUAAUGAUGGCAGUUCGGAAUCUCUGAAGAAUAAUUAUGUUCUUGAGCACGAAACCCUAGGUUCAAUAAAUUAUGAAAAGAAUCACCCGGCCCAGUCUGUGGCGUAUUAUUCUUUUCCUGAUUAUGGCCCUAACUCGUAUCAGUACUUCGAUUCCUCGACUGCGUACAAUGGCGAGAUGAUCACUGGUUUCUUUCACGCCCCGAGUCCGUCACCGUUGCCGGCGUCCGGUGGCGGCUACGGAUCGGAUUCGAAGCCCCCUCCGUCUCCGCCGCGCAACUCGGCUUGGGAUUUCUUGAAUCUUUUCGAUGAGAGUUACAAAUUGCAGCCUUACUCUCCUAUGCUUGGCUCGGAGGGUGUGAGAGAUGAGGGAAAGCAGGAAGUCGCGAAAGAAGAGCGGAAAUUUGACGAUGGUGCUGGUAAUUGCUCGAAAGUUGCAGAAGAGGAGGGUCAGGGAAGAAACAUUGGCCAAAGUGGGACGAGCGCGUCAAGGGAAGAUGCUGUGGUGGAGUGCGCGGCUCAUGCAAUGGAGAAGAGGGAAAAUGGAGAUUCCGAUAAAGAGCCAGUGGAGGAACGGAGCGAUUCCGCUACAAUCGCUCCUACUGGGACCCAAGGCGUCAUGCGAAGUGUCUCUGAGGCUAUGAGAGAAAUACAGGUCCUGUUUGAGAGGGCUUCAGAAUCAGGCGGUGGAGUUUCAAAGAUGCUGGAAGCGGGAAAACUCAAUUAUCAUCCAAAGAGUGGUGUCUAUCAAGUUUCCUCCAAGAUGCUUCAUGUGAUUACCCCAUCAUUGUUAGUGGUGUCCUCACAACCUUCAACUGAGAAUAUUGGUUCUAUAUAUUUGGACUUGAAUGAAGAUAUGGGUAUGAGUUCGGGGAAUCUUUCCUCUACUUUGAAGAAGCUUCACAUGUGGGAGAAGAAACUCUAUGAUGAAGUCAAGGGUGAGGAAAAACUGCGCAUUAUGCAUGAACGGAAGUGUAAGCAGCUGAAACUUUUUGAUGAGAAGGGUGCUGAUGCUCAAAAAGCUGAAACCACUCAAACUUUAGUCCAGAGUAUAUCUACUAAAAUAAGAAUUGCAAUUGAUGUUGUUGACAAGAUAUCAAUCACGAUAAAUAAGUUGAGGGAUGAAGAGUUAUGGCCGCAGAUCAAUGAAUUAAUCCAUGGGUUCAGUGGAAUGUGGAAAGCUAUGCUAGAAUGUCUUAAGAGUCAAUCUCAAGCAGUUUCAGAAGCCAAUAGUUUAGAUGCCAUCAUUUGCAAUGGAAAGCUUAGCGAUGAUUAUCUUGAAGCCCUAAUAGAACUUAAAUUGGAGCUUCAGAACUGGAAUUUGAGGUUCACCAAUUGGAUUGAUACCCAAAAAGGCUUUGUCAAAGGCUUGAAUAGUUGGCUUUUGAGAUGUCUUUUAUAUGAACCUGAAGAAACGCCUGAUGGAGCAGAGCCUAUCUCUCCUACUAGCGUUGGGGCACCCCCAGUAUUUGUGAUCUGUAACCAGUGGGCAGAAGCCAUGGAAAGAUUUUCAGCCGAGGAAGUGGUUGAAGCCAUACAAGCCUUUUUCACGACUGUAAAUCAGCUCUUGGAACUGCAUAGUGUAGAUCUGCAGCAGAGGAUGAUUGUAGACAAGGACAUGGAGAGAAAAGUGAAGAACUUGGAGAAGAAGGAGCAAAAGAUGCAGAAGGUGAUGCAAGCUGGAGAGAAAAAGAUGACUCUAGAGCCUGGGGAAAGUGGUUCCCUUUUACCUGGAGUGGCUGUAAAACACGCUCAGAUGAUCAAUGUUGGUAGUUUACAGUCUGGUCUGCGGCAGAUUUUUGAGGCCAUGGAGAGGUUCACAGCCAACCUGAUGCAAUCUUAUGAGGAGCUUCUUGUAAGCAUUGAAGAUGCAAAGUGUGCUCAAGAGAGAACCCAUAAACAUCAUGGAUUUUUGCCCAAGUGAUAUCCCACCUGCUUAUCUGGUUCUUUGUUGGUCCCCAAGCAUGAUUAUCUCUGAAUGGCCUCCUAGAAAUUGUUCAAUUAUGCAAUGCUUCUUUCCUAUUCAUCACCUUUGUUUUGAUGAUUCACUCUGCAGCUGGAAGGCAGGGAAAUUUUACAAAUGCUGGCCCAAUUCCUUGUUGAAGUCAAUGAGGGCAAAGUGAUUUUAUAGAUUUUAUCUUCAUUGGAGCUAAGCAUCCUGGUUGCCUUAUCGGCUGAAGGCCAUUGCUGAGGAGGACGAGACCAGUAACUUUCAAUCCCCGCAACCAACUUCCUUUCCAACCCAUGCUUUAGGAUGUUAAGUUCUGACAGAACUGAAGAAAAGCAGGACUACACAAGGUCGUCAAGUGGAGUGUGGCUUUUGAGUAGUGAUAUACAAGCUGCGUCAUCAGCUGUCUCUCUUCUUGUCGUGCCAUAACAAUCAGCUAAGCUGAACUCAUCAGGACAAUGCUGACUGGAGUUGAAUCUUCCUCAUUGGACUGCGACAGGGGCUGAGUGCAGCUGCAAAAGGGUUUAUACAAAUUCCUCCACAUUAACAUGAGAACACCAAUAGAGACACCACACUCCUAGGUUACAAACCACCCAUCCUAGUUUUGUGUCAAAUUUAUGUUAGUAGUAGGAGGCUGCCUAGUACCUGAAUGGAAGAGUUCCAUUUAUCAGUUGGGCCUUUUAGGAUUUCAAAUUGAACGUGAGAUGUAAAGAUCCAUGGGCCCUCACUACUUUCAGAGUUCCAUAGGAUCCCAAUGGGCCUCCACGACUUAAAAAUGCUCACUUCUCAAUGUUAAUUGGUCUAUAUUUUGAAAAUGUAGAGGAACCAUUCAAUGGAAAAGGGGAUUUUAUUUAAUUAAAAAUAAAA